AUCAAUAAAAAAAGAAAGCCAACUGCGAGCGGGUCAUCCCAGCUUGGGGUAGCUUAACCGCUUCAGGGGCUCUUUUAUUUUAUCUUUCUUAAUUGUCGAUAACAUUCUACGAUUCGAAUCGAAGGGGGGAAUCGUUUAGGGUCAUCCCUAGAAAAACAUCAUCGUCGUCAUCAUGUCUUCAACCCCUCCAUCAAACGCCUACGGCGACGAAGACGUUCCUCAAAAUGACGGAUCAAAACUCAAGACUUUUAUCUCUAUACUACGAAAAUUCAUGGGUGUAGCGGAUCUUGCCGCCGUGCGCUUCUCCCUUCCAUCUCAACUCCUCGAACCGACCCCGAACCUCGAAUAUUGGAAUUACCUCGACAACCCUACCUCCUUUGCCGCGAUAGGUACCUCGGACGAACCACUAGAUCGUAUGCUAGAAGUAUUGCGCUUCUGGUUUACCAAGGAUUUAAAAUAUGUCAAGGGAAAGCCAUGCAAACCGUAUAACUCUUGCCUCGGCGAGUUCUUCCGAUGUAACUGGGAAGCUGAAGAUAAUGCGCCGCGGAUUGAUACAAAGAGCUUACAGACAUCUACUAGUGGCAAUGCCAGUAGCUCCUCUUCCAUAAAGUCAUCCAAAGCCAAUGGCGCUGACCCGCGAACUGCAUCCUCCGUCUCCGUUUCCCAGAUGCCAGCAAAUCCCACUGGACCUACCGUCAGGAUAUCAUAUUUGACCGAACAGACUUCCCAUCAUCCUCCUGUUAGCGCUUUCUAUGUCAGCUGUCCCGAAAAGGGUUUACAUGCGAGGGGUUUCGAUCAGAUUAGUGCCAAGUUCACCGGAACCGCCAUCAAAGUAGCGCCGGGCGAGCACAACCUUGGAAUUUUCAUCACCCUAGAGAAAAGGAAUAACGAAACAUACCAACUCACGCAUCCCGCUGCACACCUAGGUGGAAUCUUCCGCGGCAGCUUAAGUGUCAGUGUUGGUGACUUUGCCUACAUCACCUGUCCACAGACAAAAUUGAAGGCAAUUCUUCACUACAUUGAGGAUGGUUGGCUUGGCCGGGCGCAAAAUAAGGUCGAAGGUGUCGUCUUUAAGUAUGACCCGGAUAAAGACGACAAGACGCGUAUCAAGGAUGUACCUGACUCCGACGUCGUGGCGAGACUCGGUGGUGCAUGGAAGGAUAGGAUCGUCUUCACUUUGGGUCCCAAGCUAGUGGAUUCGCAUCCGGUAGAGAAACGAACUACCAUCAUCGAUCUUAACCCUCUCACUGUCGCACCCAAGGCGUUACCGCCAAAAGAGAAGCAGGCAGAGAACGAGUCGUUAACGAUGUGGGAUGGAGUGACUCAGGCUAUAAUGUCGAAGCAAUUUUCAAAAGCUACCAACGUCAAAAUAGAGCUCGAAGAAAAGCAGCGAGAAAAGGCCCGGGAACGGGAGCACAAAAACGAAACUUGGAAACCAGUUUUCUUCGACCAAGCUACCGACAAGCGAGGUACGCCAGACCUCACAGAUAAAGGUCGUGAAGUGCUUGAGAGAGCACAGAAAGGAGAUUGGAAUUUAGAAGGGAUCAUCUAGAAGUGGAACUACACGCGCCGUUGACGCGCGUCACUGUCCAGGGUUAGAAAACAUACCGAUCGAGUGGGGCUCUCUCAUCAGGGUCUCACAUUACAUACAGUCUUUGGUUUUGCAAGACAAACUCAUUGUGCUUUUCUGGAUGGCUUCACUCGCAUAUAUACGCGCAUACAUAUACCGAUUCAUGGGGAAUAAGGCAUAGCAGCUUUGGGCCAAA
Messenger RNA from Hypoxylon trugodes, 1766 nucleotides. RefSeq lists its product as uncharacterized. The transcript has 3 exons. Gene Ontology annotation, cellular component: intracellular membrane-bounded organelle; membrane; cytosol. Lineage: Eukaryota; Fungi; Ascomycota; Sordariomycetes; Xylariales; Hypoxylaceae. The record is from RefSeq and is a predicted model, not a curated record. The coding region runs from base 173 to 1552 and encodes 459 amino acids. Gene Ontology annotation, molecular function: sterol binding. Gene Ontology annotation, biological process: endocytosis; piecemeal microautophagy of the nucleus; maintenance of cell polarity.